Molecule: messenger RNA, 1449 nt
Organism: Amblyraja radiata (thorny skate)
Lineage: Eukaryota; Metazoa; Chordata; Chondrichthyes; Rajiformes; Rajidae
Product: sterile alpha motif domain-containing protein 15
Exons: 3
Coding region: 35-475 (146 amino acids)
Molecular function (GO): protein binding
Source: RefSeq, a predicted model, not a curated record
CGGUUGCUAGGGCGGCGGCGCGGAGCAGACCGGGAUGCCGGAGUACGAGUACCCGUGCGGCGGGGAAUGUCGCUGCGGCUGCCACCCGCUCGAGGUGCCCAGCAGCCAGAGCUGGGAAGAGCGCCAUGUGGCCAGGUGGAUCACGAAGCUGGGCUUCCCGCAGUACCAGGAUUGCUUCACUUCAAACGGAAUCACAGGCAGGAAACUAAUUUUCGUCAACGGCUCCACUCUACCCAGUAUAGGGAUCACAGACUUUGAGCACAUCAAGGUGAUUUCACAAGCGGUGCAGAAGCUGCUGGACAUCACAGAUCCUCACUCAGGGCGCAGCAUUUCCUACCAGCGCAGGGACCCCAUGGGCCUGUUCCUCGAACGCAAGGCCCCGUCGGGGCCCAAUGCCGAUGCUCUCACCCUGGAAGAGUUCAUGAAAGAAAUGGAUGCCAGCCUCUCCCACGCAGCCCCGCAGGGAAGUGUCUGACCAGCUGCCGGGGACCAGGUGGAGUCCCACACCCCGGGGGGAGCGCUAGCUUUGAUGUGACGUAUUGUGCUUCUGUCAACUAGCUCCAUGCUUUUUGUUCAAAGCAGCAACACCAAGUUUGUCAUUAGUUGCAAAUAUCUAUAAAUAUCCAGAAAGGGGGAACCAUGCCAAAUGCUCAUUUCAUAUUCGACCUUUCCACAAAACACGCGCUCGGUCAGCCUCGGCCUACUCUAGAUCUCUCGGUUGUUCACCAUUUUAACUCCCCUUUGCAUUUCCACACUGACCACACGCAAACUGGAGAAACAGCGCCACAUAUUCCGCUUGGGCAGCUCACAACACAGUGGUAGGAACGUUGAAUUCUCCAAUUUUAAGUAAUACUCCCCUCCCUUAUCAACUCUCUCUUUGCUGUGGCCCCCUUUCCCCCCCCCCCCCCCCCCCCCCCUCAUGCACACCCAUUUCUCCCUCUAUCUCGAAUCCACCAGAGCCACCCUGCUCCUUUUCAAACGGCAAUAACCUGCAAUAACCUAAAGCUAAAACCUUAAAGCUGUGCCCACUAGUCUUUGACAUCUCCACCCUGGGGAUAUAGGUUCUGACUGUCCACCCUGUCAAUGCCUCUCAUCAUUUUCAGGUCUCCCUUCAUCUCCAAUGCUCCAGAGAAAACAAUCCAAGCUACUAUGCUGAAAUCCCCUCCAGAUUAAUGCGAAAAAUGUCUUAAUAAUAUCUGAUAUACUCCAGUCUAACCCAGUCACAAAUAGCGGCAAUGCUGUUAUGCUGAUGGGAUUUCUAGGAAAAGAUGAGGGAGUGGGGGGCUGGAAAACGUAAGAUUGAACAGACGAAGGGCAUGUGAGGUGACUUAGACAUGUUGGGAGGGAUUGAACCAGUGGGGGGCAUAGGAUAGAGUCGAGGUAGGUGGAAAUGAAUUAAUUCAGUGGGACAGGAGCAGGCAGAAACAAUGGUUCUGCCAGAGCAGUUCU